This is a messenger RNA of Dentiscutata erythropus, 394 nucleotides long. The record is from the annotation of a GenBank genome assembly. Lineage: Eukaryota; Fungi; Glomeromycota; Glomeromycetes; Diversisporales; Gigasporaceae.
GAAGAAUUUAAUUUACGAACGGCUUAUUCAAAAACCAUUAAAAAUAAAGGUAUAGUUUUGUUAAAUGAAUCAGGAAACCCAUAUCCAAUUGAAGAUGAAAUUUUUCAAAAAGAAUUACGUCAAAAUUGUUUGAUAAUCAAUAUUGGAAAUUUCGAUUUACGAAAAAAGAAUGAGGAUAGAAAUCUGACAAAUGAAUCUUUGCAUUAUGGUGAAAGUGUGGUCAUUAGUUAUAUAGAUAAAGAUGGGGAUGAAAAAGAUUUGUUGUUAACUUUGGAGGAUUUCGAAUAUGAUAAAACGUUAAAUUAUGAAAAUGGUAAUGGGAAACGUAGAAUGAGUUAUGAGGAAAAUAGAGGAGAGAGUGAAAAUAUAAAAUGUGCCAAAUUUGAUGAAUCAG